Messenger RNA from Knipowitschia caucasica, 903 nucleotides. Lineage: Eukaryota; Metazoa; Chordata; Actinopteri; Gobiiformes; Gobiidae. The record is from the annotation of a GenBank genome assembly.
AUGUCUUCCUCCCCCGUUCUCCUCCUACGUCCUCCCCGUCCUCCUCCGUCCUCCUACGUCCUCCUCCUCCGCCCUCGUAUGUCCUCCUCCCCGUCCUCCUCCGUCCUCCCCCUUCCUCUUCCACCCUCCUCCGUCCUCCUCCACCCUCCCCCUUCCUCCUCCACCCUCCUCCGUCCUCCUCCGUCCGCCUAUGUCCUCCUCCUCCAUCCUCCUCCGCCCUCCUAUGUCCCCCUCCACCGUCCUCCUCCAUCCUCCUCCUCCGCCCUCCUAUGUCCCCCUCCACCUUCCUCCUCCACCCUCCCCCGUCCUCCAAUGUCCCCCUCCACCGUCCUCCUUCAUCCUCCUCCGCCCUCCUAUGUCCCCCUCCCGUUCUCCUCCACCCUCCCCCGUCCUCCAAUGUCCCCCUCCACCGUCCUCCUCCAUUCUCCUCCGCCCUCCUAUGUCCCCCUCCACCGUUCUCCUCCACCCUCCCCCGUCCUCCAAUGUCCCCCUCCACCGUCCUCCUCCAUCCUCCUCCGCCCUCCUAUGUCCCCCUCCACCGUUCUCCUCCACCCUCCCCCGUCCUACAAUGUCCUCCCCUGUCCACCUCCGUCCUCCUCCACCCUCCUCCUUCCUCCUCCCCUCUGCUCCUUCCUCCUCCCUCAGCCUGGUUCUGGUUUUGUGCUGCUGCUUGUUCUGGUGGCUGGGCUCCAGGUGUGUUGUAAGUCUGUGGUGGUUUCCAGCAGGCGCCGCGGGGCUGAGCUCCAGUGUUCUUCAGUUCUGUUUCACAAACUCUUGGAUUUGAAAAAGAGGGACUGGUCUCGUCACAGCGUCUGUAACGUUCUAGAGACAGCACGCAGUUUGGAAUCGGACCAGGCUUUUGUUAUCGCGGAUGAAUUAGAAGAAACCGGAAGCGAGGGGUAA